AAGAAUUUAUUAUCGUGCGAUUCGUAGUUUCUUAAUAACAGAGAUAAAAAGUACUGAAAUUGUAAUAUGUAAUAUUUUACCGUUAAAGUCGAUGUGUAAUAUUGCUUUUUGAUUAAUUUGAAUAAUUAUACGAUCAAAGAAUUAAUUCAGUGUCAAUAUCAUGUUAUCCAUAAAAACUACGUUUGAGAGUGUGCAUAAGCGACAAAUUCUUUCAUCUGACAUUGAUUACUAUGAUAGAUAUGUAUGUACUAGUUCUGCUGAUGGAGUUAUUCAAAUCAUUGAUACUGUUAAAUCAAAUCAAAGCUCUUCGAAAGAAUUGCGAGAACAUGUUGGCCCUGUAUGGCAAGUUAAGUUUUCCCACCCGAAGUAUGGAUUUUUAGCUUCAUGUGGAUCUGAUAGUAAAUUAAUCCUACAUAAAACUAACAAAAUUAACGAAUGGGAAAUUGUUUAUAAAUAUGAUGGACAUAAAUCAUCUACUACGUCUAUAGAUUGGGCGCCCCAUAAAUCUGGUGCUAUAAUUGCCUGUUCUAGUGCUGAUGGUACUAUUUCAAUACAUACUCAAAAUAAUGAAGAUUGGUCUGUAUCAAAAAUUCCUAACGCACAUAUAAAUGGUGUUAAUAGUAUCAGUUGGUCAUCUCAAUUAAUAAAUAAUCAUUUGUCAUUAGUCAGUGGAGGAAAUGAUUGCAAGAUUAAAAUAUGGCAGUAUCAAAAGUGUACGUGGAAUGUUCUACAUAAAACAGACAAUCAGUUGGCCACUAUUAAAGAUGUAAGUUGGUGUCCAACUCCUGGGUUGCAAAAAUAUAUAAUUGCCAGCUGUACAUCUGACGGUAGAGUAGUAAUAUGGGGAAGUGAUGAUUGUUGCGAUUGGACACAAACUGAGAUUGAUGCUACUGAAAAACAAAAACAGAAAAUAAGUUGGUCAUGUUUUGGAAACAUAUUGGCUGUUUCAAUGGAUAAUUAUUUUGUAACACUUUGGAAACAGGUUGAUAAACAAAACUGGUUGUGUUUAGAUAGGAAAAUAAUAAAUAAACCGCUGAAUUCAGAAUGUCAAAGCAAAAAUAUUAAUAAUCAAGAUAUAUUUGCUUCAAUUAUUUAA
Molecule: messenger RNA, 1096 nt
Organism: Sipha flava (yellow sugarcane aphid)
Lineage: Eukaryota; Metazoa; Arthropoda; Insecta; Hemiptera; Aphididae
Product: protein SEC13 homolog
Exons: 1
Coding region: 161-1096 (311 amino acids)
Biological process (GO): protein import into nucleus; COPII-coated vesicle budding
Cellular component (GO): nuclear pore outer ring; COPII vesicle coat
Molecular function (GO): structural molecule activity; protein binding
Source: RefSeq, a predicted model, not a curated record